Bufo gargarizans (Asiatic toad) is the source of this 2751-nucleotide messenger RNA. RefSeq names its product extracellular calcium-sensing receptor-like. Gene Ontology annotation, cellular component: membrane. The transcript is spliced from 7 exons. Gene Ontology annotation, biological process: G protein-coupled receptor signaling pathway. The record is from RefSeq and is a predicted model, not a curated record. Gene Ontology annotation, molecular function: G protein-coupled receptor activity. Bases 1 to 2751 code for a protein of 916 amino acids. Lineage: Eukaryota; Metazoa; Chordata; Amphibia; Anura; Bufonidae.
AUGACGUCAUCGCGCCACCUGACUGAGCCGCUGCGCGGCCGUAAAGUAAGAACAUCGACAGCAGCGCUGGAGGCGGGACGGGAGUAUUUCAGUGAAGGUGCUGGAGCUCUUCCAAUGGCUAACGACCGUUAUGCGGCUUAUGUGUAUAGAACACAGUUGGAGAUCCUUUUGUUGAAAUUCAUGUCCUAUCGUCUGUUCCUUGGGUCAGAUGUGCAGCUUACCUCCUUUGUCAGAAAUGAGGGGUUAAGAAAACCUGGAGAUAUUAUGAUAGGAGUUUUAAUGUCUAUUAAUGCCGACAAGAUCUUCCAAAAACUUGAAUUCAAUGUGAAACCACCCAGGGUCACCUGCAGCUUGUUUAAUCUGGAAUCAUAUCAAACGCUUCAGACCUUGAUGUUCACCAUUGAAGAGGUCAACAGAGAUCCCUAUCUUCUGUCAAACAUUACGUUAGGAUAUCAGAUGUAUGACACGUGUAACAUACCUCACUAUGAAUUACAAGGAGCUUUACAGUUUCUGACUGACACUAGUACGACUUUCACUAACAACCAGUGCCAUUCUAGAUCAUCCUUUGCAGCUGCUAUUGGAUCUACAGCUUCAACCAACUCAAUUAUCUUGGCUUACUUUUUGGGAACAUUCAAAUAUCCGCAGAUGAGUCAAUUAUCAAGCCUCUCACUCCUGAGUAAUAGGAAACUAUUUCCGUCGUUCUUCAGGACUGUUCCAAAUGAUAAAUUGCAAUCCAUUGGUCUGGCUCAGCUUCUUCUGCGCUUUGGUUGGACUUGGAUUGGUCUUGUUGCCAGUGACAACGAUUAUGGUCUUCAGGGAAUUUACCCAAUUAGACAGGAGUUGGUCAAAGCCGGAGUAUGUGUGGCUUUUACUGAAUAUAUUUGUCUAGGUCUACCAGAUCGGAAUGCUCCUCGAGUAGUAGAGACCAUCAAAAAGUCUAAAGCUAUGGUUGUCCUUGUGUUUGCUAGUCAAGUUGAUUUUAUUCCUAUUGUGAAUGAGAUGUUGAAGCAAAAUGUCACAGGGAGAAUUUUGAUUGGCAAUGCUGGUUGGGCUAGGUCACUCAUAUUGUCAACAAGUAAUUAUUUCCAGGUUUUAAGGGGUGCACUUGGCUUAACUAUAGAGGAUUAUGUUGUACCAGGCUUAAAACAGUUCCUGAAGAAUAUUCAUCCACUAUCAUCUACAGGACCAAACUGGGUGAAGCAAUACUGGGAAAAACUUUUUAACUGUACAUUUUCAUAUAGUGACAACAUUUUAAAUUCUGUGAAGACCCCAAGAAGAAACUGCACUGGAAUUGAACAAAUAGAUGAAAUCAUUGAUAGUUCUAUGUUCAAAAACAGCCUCAAGUACACAAAAUUUAUCUAUUUUUCUGUAUAUACCUUGGCUAAAGCUUUAGAUGAUCUGAAGAUCUGCAGGCCUGGAGAAGGACCAUUUUCUGGUGGGACUUGUGGAAAUAUUUGGAACUUCAAACCAUGGCAGCUCACAUAUUAUAUAAGAAAGGUAAGAAUAACUUUGAACAUGGGGAAGGAAAUCUACUUCAAUGAGAAUGGGGAUUCACCUGAUGUCUAUGAAAUUGUGAACUGGCAAAUGAAUCGAGAUGGGACCAUGACACCAGUUAAGAUUGGCACCUUUACCACUUCAGAACCCCUGGAUAAAGCUCUGAUCAUUAACUCAAGUCUGAUUGUAUGGCCUACUGGAGAUCAACAGGUUCCACGUUCUGUCUGUAGUGAGAGCUGUCAUCUGGGAUUUAGGAAAUCAGCCAUCCAAGGUCAACCUCCCUGCUGCUUUGAGUGCGUUCCCUGCCUAGAAGGAGAGAUCUCCAAUCAGACAGAUUAUUUUAACUGUUUCAAAUGCCCAUGGGACCAAUGGCCAAAUCAUGAAAAAUCCAGAUGUCUCCCGAAACCCAUCGAGUUCCUGUCUUAUGAAGAUGUGUUGGGAGCCACCUUAGCUACAUCCAGCUUUAUCUCUUCCAUUGUUCCUCUUCUUAUUUUGAGGGUUUUUAUCAAAAAUAGGAAUACCCCUAUUGUUAAAGCCAGUAAUUAUUCCCUGAGUUGCCUUCUGUUGGUCUCCCUUUGUCUCUGCUUCCUAUGCUCCUUAGGAUUUAUUGGUUACCCAGCACAGCAGAAAUGCCUCCUACGUCAGGUAUCUUUUGGUCUGGUCUUCUCUCUUUGUAUUGGAUGCAUUUUGGCAAAGACAAUUAUGGUUGUUUUUGCUUUUAUGGCCACCAGACCAGAGAGCAGUCUACGGAAAUGGACCACAUUCAGGGUUUCUUACUCUAUUAUUUUCAUCUUUUGUCUGUUACAAUUCAUCCUAUGUGUUGCAUGGUUGUCCAUUGCGCCUCCCUUUGCACAAUACAACACCAAUAAUAAACCUGGACUCAUCGUUGCUCAGUGCAAUGAGGGAUCACCCAUUGCCUUCUGGACAAUGUUGGGUUAUCUCUUCCUUCUGGCUACCAUUAGUUUCAUAGUCGCUUUCCUGGCUCGGAGACUUCCUGACAGAUAUAACGAAGCCCAGUUCAUUACCUUCAGCAUGUUGGCCUUCCUCAGUGUGUGGGUUUCUUAUAUCCCAGCCUCCCUCAGUGCUCAGGGAAAGUAUACAGUGGCUAUGGAGAUCUUUGCAAUCUUAGCAUCCAGUUGGGCUUUGGUUGUGUGUAUGUUUUUUACUAAGUGUUUUUUCAUACUAUUCAGACCUGAUAUAAACUCAAGGGACAAUAUAAUGAGAAAAAACAAGGAUAGUACCCUAUAUGUUCAAUGA